CUCACACGCCAGGCGCACAACCUCCGGACUUCAACUACACACGACAAGAAGCGAGAUAUGAGCGUAGCGCUUGCAAGCAAUUGCUUCCAGCCAAUGGUGUAAGAUUAGAACCGGUUGAUACACUCAAGACCUGUUUACAUGGCCGGUUCUCCCGCAUGAAGCGGCAUGGCGAUCGAAAGGCGUACUUCGAACGGAGGCAGAAGCACAGCUCCUUGCAGUGGAGCGGCAGGGUAGGGGACAAAGACAGAGCUGCUGCUGCCGCUGCCGCUGCCGCUGCUGCCGCCGCUGCAGCUGGUAUCCCCGUCGAUGGCACAGAUGCCUCGCAAAGGCUCCCAGAUUCAAACGACCUCGGCACGCCGGCAUCACCUAGCGCUUCUAGGGAAGCUCGCAGCCCGUCCUCGGAGCAGAGGACAGUGAGGGAUUUGACGCAUAGCGUGGCGAAAGAUGACGAUGGGCCGGCGGUGCCUGUGGGUGAGCACCACCAGGGGAGCUUCGGCGUGUACAUGUCCCACAAGAUGGACAAGCUUCGCCGACAGGUCGACGGUGCUGUUCCUCGCCUCCAAGGCAAGCGAAGCUCGGACGGCAACGUGUUCAAGGGGGUUGUUGCACACUUUAACGGCCAUUUCCCGGUCCCGGUGUCGACGCUGCGCGAGCUGCUGGUGUCUCGCGGCGGUACCGUGGAGGCCUACAACACGUCUAGGUGCACGCACAUGAUCUGCGAGGUGCUACCGGCCGCCAAGAUCAGGGAGCUGAGGAAGCUGCGGCACCCCCCACCUGUGGUGCGCUCGGCGUGGGUACAGGACUCCGCCAAAGCCCGGCGAAAGCUUCCCUUGGCGGACUACAUGGUAGACGGAAUUUUCGCCCAGAAGGGCACCCUAGCCGCGUCGUUUGCCGCCUCCGCGACGCCGAAGAAUUCGCCGCCACCGCCGCCGCCGUCGUCGGGACCUGCCGGCGUAAGGAGGCGUGUCUCUGGCGGAAGUGCCGAUAGCGGUUACGGCAAGGCCCCGUCCGGAGGGGUGGGCCCAGCCGAUAGACGGACUGGAGGCGUGGAUGUUCGAGGCGGGACCAGAGGCGGCGAUGGCGGCGGCGGUAGCAGCAGUGGCGGCCGUGGCGAUGACAGUGGCGUGCACAGCGGUAGUAGACGCGGCGGACCAAGUGCGAGAGGGGCGGGUCCGUCUCCGAGCGGGUCGAAAAGCGGCCACCUUUCUGGAGGCCGAAACACGAAACACGGUUGUCAGGAUCAGGGGCAUGCGGCGAGGGUUUUCCCGCGGCACCUUUCCACCGACGCGGCCAGUACCGCACGUGACGGGGGCACUGGGCGCGGUGCUGGAGCGGGCUGUCCGGCGGCAUCGCGUUCUGGCGGGCUGACUGGCAGCGGCGCACACGAAAACGCCACCCUCGGUAGGGAGAACCUGGAGACUAGGCGUUCGCCGGCGUUGGCGGCAUUCGAAGAUUCAGCUGCUGCUGUGGAUGGAUCCUCGGAGCAGCAGCAGCAGCAGCAGCAGCAGCAGCAGCAGCAGCAGCAGCGGCAGCGGCAGCAUGCAGCCGAACAUCCCGCUCUGUCAGCAGCGCCGCGGAGUGCGAUUCCCAGUACUGGGGGUGCCGGUGCCGGCGGCGGCAAAGAUUUUUCAGCCCCAUCAGCGACCAACGCUGACAGUAACGGACACCCCGUGCUGGAAGAAGGAAGCGCCGGUAGCCGCGAGCAAUCGAAUGACAACGAUCGCAAUUGUGACAACAACAACAACAACGACGGUGAUGACGCUCCCGGCAGCACCGACAGCGGUACCCGCUACCUUGUAGGCUCGGGGGCUACCGACGCCGGCGGCGGCAGCAGUGGUGGCGGCAGUGUCAGCGGUCACGACCCUUCCGUUCCGCCGCCGUUCGAGCUUCCUGAGAUGGGGGCUGCGGGGGAGGGGGGUCGGUCGACUAAGGACGACCCGGCUUUCAUGAAGACGUUCUUCCGGAACUCGAGGCUGCACUUCAUUGGCGUGGGGCGCGCGCACGCAGUAAAGGUGGUGAACGCCGGUCUGGCGGCCCGAGCCUUGCCCGGGGCGACGCAGCCUGUAUUCGGGGGGAGACUGGGUCGCGGGGAGACCCGAGUGAUCCUUCACGUGGACAUGGACUGCUUUUUCGUCAGCGUGUUGGUCAAAAACCGCCCCGAGCUGAAGGAUAAGCCCGUGGCCGUCGCCCACAAUGCGAGCAACGCAAAGGGGGCCGGCAGCAGCGAGAUCUCGUCGUGCAACUACCCCGCCCGGGCGAAGGGGCUGAGGGCAGGCAUGUUCAUGAUGCAAGCCAAGAAGAUGUGCCCGGAGUUGAUCGUGCUAAGGUACGACUUCGAGGCCUACACGGCGGCAAGCGAGAACAUGUACGGGGUGUUCCUGCGGUACGCGCCCGUGGUGAUGGCCGUCAGCUGCGACGAGGCGUUCUUGGAGCUGGGGGAGGGGACUGACCCCAUGGAGGCGGCGACGAGGAUCCGCCGAAGCAUUUACGAAGAAACGGGCUGUUCGGCAAGCGCGGGGGCGUCCAACAACAUGCUCCUGGCGAGGAUGGCAACUAAGGAGGCUAAGCCGGACGGACAGUUUUGCCUUUGGCCGGAGAUGGCCAUGCGCCACAUGGGUCCGCUGCUGGUGCAGGACUUACCCGGGGUUGGGUGGAAGCUGCGCAAGCGUCUCAACGAGCAUGGUAUUGCGUCGUGCUCGGAUUUAUGGCCGCUGAGCCUCACUCACAUGCAGAAAGGGCUGGGCUUGGGAGAGAAGACCGGGCGGGCUUUGUGGGAAGCUUGCAGAGGCAUCGACAAGAGACCUGUGCAGGCGCCACCGGACCGCAAGAGCAUUGGCGCGGAGGUUAACUACGGCGUUCGCUUCGAUACCCAGGCACAAGCGGAUGGCUUUCUGUCCGAGCUAGCCGAGGAGCUAAGUAGGAGGAUGGUGGCGGAGGGGGUGUUGGGGCAAGCUCUGACGCUGAAGAUCAUGAAGCAGCGAGACGGCGUCGGACUCCCCCGAAAAUACCUUGGACACGGCGUCUGCGACGCCCGUUCGAAGCUGCUAAACCUCGGACAUGCUACCGCCGACGCAGCCACCCUCAAGCCGCACGCCCUGCAGCUGCUCAGGGAGUGCAAGGUCCCCCCUGGCAAGAUCAGGGGCAUCGGGCUGCAGAUGACCCGCCUGGUCCCAGGCGGCGGUGGCGGCAGUGGAGCGGACGGCGGCAGAGCAGGGUCUUUGGGCGGGUGGCUAAUUAAGCCCGGCGCCGGGGGGGAGGGGUCGAUUGAUCCCCUUACGUCUCGUCAUUCUGCGCCCCCCCCCAAGGUCGUUGUUACUUCUGCCGCAGCCGAAGAGAGGGCGAGCUCUCGUUCGGUGCUGGGGGAUGCUUCGACCCCCGCCUUACGAGCCAAAGACGAAAAUGUCAAGCCUUGUGACCUGGGGGCGGUAGCGGAGGAGGCGGCAACGGUGGACACCUCAGAUGAGGAAGAGGGGGCUGGUAGUACGGCAGCUGUUCGGCGGCAGUGCACCACGACGAUGGCGGCGUCGGUGACACCCUCUGGCGGUGCGGCAGCCCCUCCCCCGAAGAAGCGUCGUCGGGAGGACGAGAAGAAGCGCGACGAAGAAGCGGGGCCGUGCGAGAACAGCCUCGAAUCUCCCGGUCAAGACACCGGUACGGCUUCUUCGCUACCAGUCGUCUCGGACGCGGCAUCCGCACCCACGAAUGCCGCCGGAGGCCUCGCGGCACAAGAAGCCGAGGCGGGCGGAGCAGCGGGAGGUUCGAGCCCGUGCUUUGACAGCCCCGAGUCCGCCCGAAAGCGAACGGCGGCCCAAGACUCGAGCACGUCCGCGGAUGGUGCGGGGUCUUCGCGGAAUGCGUCGAUCGGUGGCUGUGCCACCCCCCCAGCACGGCGCGGGGCGCGAGGGACGACGAGGGGCGAACAAGCCGAGCCCCCGCCGCUACCCCCGACCGGCAUCGCGCCUCCUCGGCAAGCGGGCGGCAACAGCGGAAGAUGUUCACCGGGCGGAGGCUUGUCCCCUCCCGCGAUACGGCGGGCGGAGCCGGCGAGCCCGGGGUUACGGCUCUCGCCCCCGAAUACCCCGGUGGGCAGGACACCGCCCCCGAUCGGGUCGGCGGGCAGCCCUUCCAUGUCACAGAUCACGUUUUCCCAGAUCGACAAGACCGUCCUCGGCGCUUUGCCGCCGGAGCUGCGGCAAGAGGUCAUCUCCCAAGUGGAGGCACGCAAACGGCAGCGCCAAGACGGCAUCGUCACCUUGCCGCCGCCUCCUUCGCACUCAGGAGGGGGUCCAAGCGCGCCUCCCUAUGGCGAGGGGCGGGCGGGUGCUAGAACUGGUCCGCUUUCGAGGGAGGCACCGGGGCAAGGCGGGGCGGCUGGGGGCGAAACGCGGGAAGUGGUCCGCGAGGGAUUCGACACCGCCGACAGAAGCGGCCCGGGUAAAGUCCAGCAGGUCAGCAUCGACAGCUUGUGGAGCCUGCGAAAGCUUACGGAGGAAGGCGGCGAGGGCGACGAGCUCGGCGCCGGACCGCCGUCGGUCUUCGACCGAGACUCGCUGCGCGCCCUGCCCCUGGGGCUCGGCCUCCAUUACGCCUCCCUCACAGAGAAACAGCGGGCACAGGUCGCCCGCCGCUACUCGCAGGCGGUGGGGGGCCACGGCCGUAGCAGUACCGGUGGAGACGCUAGCCGUGGGAGAGAAUCAUCCCCGUCCCGGGGUGGUCAUGACCUACCCUACGCGAAAGCCUCCGUUGCAGGCACGGCCGAUGCCGUUGUCGACGACGGAAGCAGCCUCCCGCCUCCUCCAUCGAACCGGCCACCGCCGGCUUCUCCGGCGUCUUCUCCCGGGAUGAUGAUGGCCGUUUCCCCGGAGGCCGUCGGGCAGGUGUCGGCGCUGCCGGGUGACGAGCGGUCGGCGGCGGAGCCGCCGAGAUCGGCGGAGCUGUUUCGCCUUAGCCUCUCGCAGGUGGACCGCGACGUGUUGGACUGCCUUCCUUCGGACGUGAGGGACGAAGUGCUCAGGAAUAUUGCCGCGAACGCCGGCGGGAGCGGGGCCGGCGAUGAAGGCGGCGGCGGCAGCGGCAGCGGCAACAUCGGUAGCGGCGGAAGAGACCACCACCAAGACGACCAGGGCUGCGAGACCACCGUCAACGCUUACGAAGCCCCGGAUGACGACCAAGACGGUAGAGUCGACAUGGAAGACGUCGUAGACAUUUGCUCACCUUCCCUUCAAGAAAAGCAGACAGCGACCGGCGUGGUUGGACAUGGCGCUUUUGACGCGGAACCCGCGGGCACGCUGAGGGGAGUCUUGCGACGGUGGAUCGGCGGCGCGGUUCGGUCGCCUUCCCAAUGGCACUUGGAGCUGCUGUACAGGUACCGUAUCUGUGCUGCAAUGUACUCGGGCUUUGACGAGCGGUUCAAGGAGGGUGCGGUAUCUUACGUACGGUACCUAGAGGACCUGGUGGAGGGCGGCAGACUCGAUGAAACGGCCACUCUUCUCCGAUGCGUGGGACGCUUGUCCGCGAAAGCCAGCGAAACCGCCGGUCAGGGGAAGGACGGUAGGGGUUCCGCAGUUGGUAGCGGCGGGGGUGGGUGGGUCGAGGGUUACCGGGCCGUGCUUGGAGCUGUUCAGGAUCUCGUUCGUAAGAGAACGGGCGGGGCUUCCCUUGCUUUGAUGUGCUGAUUUUAGCCUCGACUGCCUUUCGGGGGAUUCCGUCAGUUCCCAUGUGAUGCGGGGGCAUGCAUGGGUAGUGCUGGGAGAAGGGGUGUGUGUUCAAGGCGUUCGGUUUGUGCGUGGGGCAUGAGACAACCCCAACGACAAUUCAGGGUAUUCAUUUUCUGGCUGAUGGGGGUUGCCGUCAUAGAUGUUUUCUCUCGGCAUUAUUAUAUUUGGUGCGUGCUUGCUGUGUGGACGGUUGGAACCAGAGGAUCUGUUUAUUUUUGUUCAGCGAUUUUCGAUCGUGUGUCAUUCAAGCACCACCCUUCUUUUGCCUCUGUUGCGACUUUUGCGUGUUUCGUAUCGAAGUUGGCGACGCUUCGCAUGACCCAUUUGGUGAGUUCGUGAUAUCAUGGCCGUCCACGUCAUGCUGCAAUUCCUUGUUAAGAUUCAACAUGGAGUGGAGAUCGAUAUACGUACAAGAGAGAGAGAGAGAGAGAGAGCGAGAGGCGUUACGAUAGGGAACAUUGUCUCCGGGGCUCAGCGUGAGGUGCACUUUGUGUAAAACAGCCCCGACCGGGCGACUUGACUCGUGUUUUGUGUUCGUUUGUGGACUGUUACCUUCCCACUGGCCUUGGCCGUUGGGUUUCUCGAAAUUCCUGUCGCUAGAGGUGAAUCCUGUGCAAGCAUAUGCCAAAAGAUGCCUCGGACUAUUUGCUGCGCGUAACAUUGGAUCUUGCGAUCACCAAAUCUCGUGAAAUACAUUACCCGAUCGGACAAUCCUUUAAGAGCUGAAGUUGUCGGGGUUUACCCGCAGGCCGCGCCGGGCCGAGAGAAAUGGACGUCAGGCUAAGACGGAACUCGCGGAGAAUGUUGUCCAG
Ectocarpus sp. CCAP 1310/34 is the source of this 6529-nucleotide messenger RNA. The record is from the annotation of a GenBank genome assembly. Lineage: Eukaryota; Phaeophyceae; Ectocarpales; Ectocarpaceae.